AUGGAAGACAGUCCUUCCCCCGUCAGCCCAGACCACGAAGCCUCCAAGGGUCCCGACCCCAGAAGCCCGCUGGAGGCCCUGGAGGCCCAGGACAGCUACAGGCUCUUCGCCCGAAGGGACAGGCCAGUGACCCCAGGGGAGGAAGAUGAAGGGUCUGAGGCUAACCUGCAGGACAGGGACCUGAAGAGGAACUACAUCGAGCUUGUCCAAGGCAUGCAGGAGUGGCAGGACGGCUGUGUCUACCGGGGGGAGUUUGGGCUUGACAUGAAGCUUGGAUACGGAGAGUUCUCUUGGCCCACAGGAGAGGUCUAUCGAGGGCAGUUUUACCGGGACCACUGUCAUGGUGUGGGCACUUACACGUGGCCAGAUGGCUCCAGUUUCACUGGCAUGUUUUACCUCAGCCAACGAGAGGGCUAUGGUACCAUGUACAUGAAGACAAGGCUCUUCCAGGGGCUAUACAAAGCGGACGAAAGGUUUGGGCCAGGCUUUGAGACUUACCCUGAUGGCUGCCAGGAUGUGGGCCUGUGGUUCCGUGAGCACCUUGUCAAAUUGUGUAUGGACAUUCCCAGCAGCUUCUCCAUGCUCAGCUACCCAGAGUUCUCAGCCUUCCUCACACAGUGUCAGGAGAGACUUAGUCUCUCCGAGGAGGAGAGAGUGGAGUGGCACCCAUCGGAGGAGCAGGACCCCUUCUUCUAUGAGUACAAGCGGUUUCUUGUGAGUGAUGACCUCACGCUGCCCCCAGAAAUGCACAUCUACUCAACUGACAACCAGCACCUGCCCAUGCCAGACUCUUUCCGCAGAGAGCUGGAUGCCCAGGUCUUCCACAAUGAAAUCCCCCCAUUCAUCGAGGAUGGAGAACCCUGGUUUAUACAAAAUCAGACACCUCUGUUGAUAAAAAUCCAGAAGCAAGCCUACAAGUUCAGGCACAAGAAGGCACACAGCAGCUGGAGCAUGGACGCCAUCCUCCAGGGGAACCGCAGCGGCUUUGCUCACAGGGGUCCCAAGGAGCGGCUCUCCAAGGAGAUGAUCCUGAAGGCCGAGGCCGGCGACUAUGACUGGAUCUACGGGAUGCUGAAGGACAACCUGGUCCACGUCGACGUGGCCGACUCCAAGGGCUACACUGUGCUGGCUGCGGCUGCUGUGCAUUCUCAUCAUGACAUUGUCAACCUGCUCCUGGACUUUGGGGCUGAUGUGAACAAGUGCUCCGAUGAGGGCCUCACCCCGCUUAGCAUGUGCUUCCUCCUCUACUACCCUAGCAAGGCCUUCAAGCCCAACAUUGCAGAGAGGACGGUGCCCCAGGAAAUUCCCACAUUCCUAAGUGCCUCAAAAUACUCCAUCCUGAACCUGGAGUCCAUUUACGAGGCGAACGACAUGGUCUCGAUCAGUGAAGAACGGAAGGCAGCCGUCUCGAGCGGCCUGGAGGACCAGUCCCCCAGCAGCAUGCUGCGGUGGGACUCCUCCUCGAAGCGCAGCCUCGGUGACCUGGAGCAGGUGGUGGAGGAGUCGGAGGGGAACAUCAGCACCGUAUACAGCACCACCGAGACAAACUUCGAGUCCUCCCUGUGUGUGCGCAACUAUACCAUCCAGCUGUCCAGGGACAUCCUGGAGAAGAGCGCCGAGGCGUACAGCAUGCUGCAGGCCCCCGCUUUUCCCGACAAGGGGACCAUGAGGAAAAUGGCGCAGUCCAUGCACGAGCACCGGAACCUGUGGAUGACCAUCCAGCUGCUGCUGUGCCGUGGUGCUGACCCCAACCUGUGCCAAGUGCCCAUGCAGGCCCUCUUCCUUGCUGUGAAGGCUGGGGACGUGGAAGGGGUGAAGCUGCUUCUGGAGAGUGGGGCCAGGACGGACAUCCAGUACCCCCCUCAGCUGCGGUCCCUGACUCCACUCCACAUUGCCGUUUCCCUUCCUGGGGAGGAAGGAGUCAAGAUUACUGAGCUGCUGCUCCAUGCCAUCACCAAUGUGGAUGCCAAGGCAACUGACCAGGAUGAGGUGUACAAGGCCAGCAAGUUGGACCUACUGCCCUCGAGCCUGAAGCUCAACAACGAGCUGGGCCCGCCCAGCAGCUACUACACAGCAGUUCCCACAUGUGUCCCUGAGGAGGGCGGCAGGACAGCUCUGCACGUGGCCUGUGAGCGGGAGGACAGCAGGAAGUGUGCCAGGGACGUGGUUCGCCUCCUCCUCACCCACAGAGCGAAUCCGAACCUGCUGUGGAGCGGCCACUCCCCGCUCUCCCUGUCCAUUGCCAGCGGGAACGACCUGGUCGUGAAGGAACUCCUGUCCAAGGGAGCCGACCCCAACCUGCCCCUGACCAGAGGCUUGGGCAACGCCUUGUGUGUCACCUGUGACAUAGCCUAUGAGAACCAGAGAAGCACAGACAACAAGAUCACCCUGAUCGACCGGCUCAUUAACCACGGGGCAGAUGUCCUGACGCCUGUGACGCUCACCCAAGGCGACAAGGUGGCUGUGGGCACCGUGGUGGACUACGGUUACUUCAGAUUCUACCAGGAUCGGAAGAUUGCCCACUGCCCCUUCCAUGCAUUGCUGCCUGCAGAACGGGAGACGUUCCUGGCCCGGAAGAGGCUGCUGGAGUACAUGGGCCUGCAGUUGCGGCAGGCAGUACUGGCCAAGGAGAGCCAGUGGGAUGCCAGGGAGCUGUACCUGAGCAAGAGGGCGGAGAUGGGCCCCAUCCACAGGCUGAAGAAGAGGAGCAGCAGCCCGACCAAGGCUGUGGAGAAAAAGGAAUCCCUCCCCUUCUUCAAGUUCUGCUACCAGUGUGGCCGCUCCAUUGGUGUCCGCCUCUCGCCCUGCACGCGCUGCUAUGGCAUCCUGACCUGCAGCAAGUACUGCAAGACCAAGGCCUGGGCAGAGUUCCACAGGAAGGACUGCAACGAGAUGGCGGCCACGUAUGGCGAGGCCCUCCCUGGUGGCUCUUCUCACUUAGCUCUGCCCUUGGAGGAUGAGCGCGCCAGGGUGGAAGAGUUGCAGUGA
Dipodomys spectabilis (banner-tailed kangaroo rat) is the source of this 2988-nucleotide messenger RNA. RefSeq names its product ankyrin repeat and MYND domain containing 1 (gene Ankmy1). The coding region runs from base 1 to 2988 and encodes 995 amino acids. The record is from RefSeq and is a predicted model, not a curated record. Gene Ontology annotation, molecular function: protein binding. The transcript has 17 exons. Lineage: Eukaryota; Metazoa; Chordata; Mammalia; Rodentia; Heteromyidae.